Messenger RNA from Paramecium primaurelia, 926 nucleotides. NCBI's taxonomy places the organism in Eukaryota, Ciliophora, Oligohymenophorea, Peniculida, Parameciidae. The record is from the annotation of a GenBank genome assembly.
AUGUUUAUCUUCAUAAUUGAUUUUAUCAGAACAUAUUUAACUUAAAUUAGUUUAUUUUAAAUUCCGAAUUAUAUCAUUAUCAAAAUAUCUUUUUUGUCUAAUUUAAAAAAAUAAUCUUAAUAAAUAAUACAGGUUAAAAAAGUAAACAUUCUUAUUGACAAUUCUGAAUUACUCAAUCUAAACUUAUACCCCUCCCUUUACUUCAAGUUUAAAAUCUAAUAAAAAGCCUCAUCUUUAAUUCUCCCAAGCUCUAUAAAGGAAAAAUAAUCAUACUAUAUCAUAUCAUUAGCCUCCUAAUAAAGUUCAUCCAGAAUCAGCCUCUUAGUAGACUAGCAAAUCCAAAAGGGGAAGAAGUAUCACCUUGAAUAAAUUAGAUCUAUCCCAACCUAUUGUAAAAUCCUAUUUUAUUUAAGCAACCGAUUCCAUUAUAUUCAUUAUAAAAAUAGCUUUUAAUUCAUUAAUUAAAGUUUGUGAAUCCAGUUGAAAAAAUAAAGUAGGGUAAUCAAUAAAGUAGAUAUUACAUUAAAAAUAAUAUACAAUCAAAAAAAUAACACUGGUUUUCAAAAUAAUCAAAAAUUAAAUUCAGUUCAAAACAUUCGAAAUGUUUACAAACUAGAAUCAUUAUUGGGAUUGAAAUCAAUUUAUUUGAAUUAACAAUCUUAGAAAAAAAUAAUCAUUUAAAUAGUUUACUUAAAUAAUUCUAAAAUAGCAUAAGAAUAUACUAAACAAUUGAUUAAAUAAUUACCUAAAUUCUUAGAUAUUGAUAAUGAGAAAUUUUAUGAUAACUAAUAAAAAUUCUUAACAGAAUAUGAAUUUGGUUUAAAUAUAAGUUGUAAAUAUAUCAUUUUAUAAUAGAAAUAUAAGAAAUAAAUGAAGAUGUUCUUUCUUCAAAUUCUUUAAGUACUUUUUAUAAUAAAGUAUUUUGA